Messenger RNA from Brassica rapa (field mustard), 2064 nucleotides. RefSeq names its product WAT1-related protein At1g11460. Gene Ontology annotation, cellular component: membrane. Lineage: Eukaryota; Viridiplantae; Streptophyta; Magnoliopsida; Brassicales; Brassicaceae. Gene Ontology annotation, molecular function: transmembrane transporter activity. The record is from RefSeq and is a predicted model, not a curated record.
CAGCAAUGUCAACAUAUAUGAUUUACACGGGAUCAACCACGUAUAAUAAUAGUACUGUUUACUAAUUAUUACUGAAAUAAUUUGUCUGUAAAAUAGUUUUAUAGGAAAUAAUUCUUUGUACAAUAAAAUUGAGAUAUAUGUAUGGUAUACGUGUCUUGUGUUCGUUUAAAAGUCCAAAAUGUCUGAUUGAUUAUUUUGCCAUCCAUUUUGUUUUUUAUGGUUAAAAUGAAAAUUAUAUAAAUGUGUGCGUUAUUUAAGAAAACACACCUAUUUGUAUGUAUGUGCGGUUUACGCAAAAGAAAGAAACAAAUACAUGAUCAGCCUGUACAUGAUUGGUGUUAUCGAUGCGUUAUUUUUUCCAUUUAUGCUCUUAAGCUAGUUAUGUGAGUGGGAAUAUUGAUUAUUAUUUUUAAGUUGUCAAGUUAAAUGUCUGCUUAGUACUUGCAAAAUCUAUGGUAUAAAUUCCGUUACAAUCUUUUUUUUAUUAAACAUUAUUCCCUUACAAUCUUGCAGGACACUACGAGUUGAUGAUACGUUAAAAUACUUCAAAAUAAGAGGUUGAAAAGCCGGGUGAAAUACGAAUAACGUAUGCAAAAAGUGAACAAUUUAAAGUUGGUCGUCCAAAGUGAAAGCUUUAAUAUUGUUUAAAAAACUUUGCUUAUAAAUAUGGGAAGCCUUGUGGGGAACUCAAAGCACAUCGGGUCUUAUCACUCUCUAACAUACAUACAUACAUAUAUAGAGAGAAAGCGAUCAGCAAGAGAAAUGAAUGUCGUUGGAGGAGAGAGAUCAUCAAUAGUAGACAAAUGGGCACCGGCUAUGGCUGUUGUGGUAGCAAAUACAGUGACGGGUUCAGUAAAUGCCCUUGUGAAGAAGGCUCUUGAUGGUGGUGUUAACCAUAUGGUCAUUGGUGCUUAUCGUCUGGCUAUUUCUGCUUUCAUUUUGGCUCCUCUCGCUUAUUUCUUGGAAAGGAAAACAAGACCGAAGAUAACGUUAAGGCUAUUGAUCGAUCAUUUCAUCAGCGGUUUGAUUGGGGCGAGUUUGGUACAAUUUUUCUUUAUGCUUGGUCUGUCGUACACGUCAGCAACUGUUUCGGGUGCUUUUCUGAGCAUGAUGCCUGCAAUUACCUUCGCUUUGUCCCUUAUUUUAAGAAUGGAAAGUGUAAGAGAUCUAAAGAGCGAAACAGGAAUGCUAAAAGUGAUGGGAACAUUGAUAUGCGUCAGUGGAGCGUUGUUAUUAACAUUUUACAAAGGUCCUCAGAUAUCACACUUUCACUCUCACCCAGAGGCUCUUCAGAACAACAACAACCAUCAAAGCAAGACAAAUAAUUGGCUUCUUGGAUGUCUCUAUGCUGCUAUAGGAGCCUCGUUUUUUUCUAUGUGGAUGCUUUUCCAAGGGACUUUAAACAUUAAGUACCCUUGCAAAUACACGAGCAUUUGUCUCAUGUCCGUGUUCGGCUCAUUCCAAUGUGCUCUCUUGAGUCUCUACAAAAGGAGAACUGUCAAUGAUUGGGUCAUUGAUGAUAGAUUCGUCAUUUUCGUCAUUGCAUACGCGGGAAUAGUGGGGCAAGCGAUGUCGACAGUAGCAACAACAUGGUCGAUUAAGAAAUUGGGAGCCGUUUUCGCAUCAACGUUUAGUCCCAUUAUGCUCAUCUCAGCUACUCUAUUCGAUUUCCUCAUCUUACACACUCCUUUGUGCCUCGGCAGUAUAAUUGGAUCCGUGGUGGUAGUAACGGGUCUCUACGUGUACUUGUGGGGUAAGAACAAAGAAAUGAAAGCAGCAGCAACAAUGUGUCCUCCGAUCCAAAACGAAGAUAAAUACAAUACUAAUGAUAAUAACACCAACAAUAACGGCUCUAGGUUAUCCGUUUAAUAUGGUUUGAAUGAAGAGGAUUUGAGAUAUAAUAAAGCACCUCCGUUUACUCUCUUUAUACUAUGUUUGUAUUGUUUCAGAUUAAUGUGACAAAAUUGUAUUAUAAAUUUAUACGCUAUGAGCAUCUCAAUAGUUCUAAAUUUUGUCCAAUGCAAAUUAUUAAUUUUGUAUAUCCACUAACUAAAUAUUUGGAUU